UUCGCCCCUCCCCGCCCCGCGUGGAGCGUCCUCCCGGGCCCGCGGAACCCGAGGCACUGCCAGCGUUCCGAGGCAGGCUCUCCCGAUGGCCUGCUGCCAGGAGGUGAGCGUGUCCGGCUACGAGGAGUUCACGCAGGCGGUGGAGCAGCACAGGGGCAAGACCAUUUUCGCCUACUUUUCUGGUUCUAAGGAUGCCGAAGGGAAAAGCUGGUGCCCCGACUGCGUGCAGGCUGAACCAGUCGUACGAGAGGGGCUGAAGCAUGUUGGUGAAGGAUGUGUGUUCGUCUACUGCCAAGUAGGAGAAAAACCUUACUGGAAAGAUCCAAAUAAUGACUUCAGGAAAAAACUGAAAUUAAGUGCAGUGCCUACACUACUUAAAUAUGGAACACCUCAAAAACUGGUAGAAUCUGAGUGUCUUCAGGCCAACCUCGUGGAGAUGUUGUUCUCUGAAGAUUAAGAUCUGAUGAUGGCAAUUGUGUGUUUAAUUUCCUCAUUUGCUCCUGUAUAAAAGAAACUGCAUACUUGCUUUGAAUUCAUGUUAACGAUAAGUAAAUAAAUGAUGAUGUAAAAAACUGGUGUAUGUCUAAAUAAUUGAGUGCUAUUAAAAUGCUCAUGAA
Molecule: messenger RNA, 617 nt
Organism: Hippopotamus amphibius kiboko
Lineage: Eukaryota; Metazoa; Chordata; Mammalia; Artiodactyla; Hippopotamidae
Gene: TXNDC17
Product: thioredoxin domain containing 17
Exons: 4
Coding region: 86-457 (123 amino acids)
Cellular component (GO): cytosol
Molecular function (GO): protein-disulfide reductase [NAD(P)H] activity
Source: RefSeq, a predicted model, not a curated record